Messenger RNA from Octopus bimaculoides (California two-spot octopus), 399 nucleotides. Its product is annotated as histone-lysine N-methyltransferase SETMAR-like. NCBI's taxonomy places the organism in Eukaryota, Metazoa, Mollusca, Cephalopoda, Octopoda, Octopodidae. The record is from RefSeq and is a predicted model, not a curated record.
AUGGACUCUUACGCUAAAGAAACGUGUAAAAUCAUUUGUGGAGUUUAUGGUGAAGAUGCUGUAAGCGAAUCAACUGUUCGAAGAUGGCUUGCAAAAUUUAGACGUGGUGAGUUCAGCUUGAAAGAUGACAAUCACUGUGGAAAACCCUCAACCUUAGACGACGAUAUUUUGAAGGUAACCAUUGAAGAAAACUCGAAUAUUACGACUAGAGAACUUGCAGAGAAGUUGGAGGUUUCCAAAAGUACCCUUCAUGAACACUUGGCAAAAAUUGGGUAUGUUUCUCGCUAUAAUGUUUGGGUGCCUCACAAACUGUCAGAACAAAACUGCAUGGACCGGUAUUCCAUCUGUGAUAUGCUUCUGAAACACAAUGAAAACAAGCCUUUCCUGAAGCAAUGGUAA